Molecule: messenger RNA, 732 nt
Organism: Brassica napus (rape)
Lineage: Eukaryota; Viridiplantae; Streptophyta; Magnoliopsida; Brassicales; Brassicaceae
Exons: 1
Coding region: 421-657 (78 amino acids)
Source: RefSeq, a predicted model, not a curated record
CUAUGAAGUAAAUUAAGACUGCACUAUAUGCACUCGUAUAUUUCAGCUAAGUAGGAAAUUUUUGGUUUAAGAUCCUCUACAAUAUAUUUUACAUUUCAAAGUAUUAUAUACCCUAGGUAUGAUUCUAUUCAAUACAACUUGUUACCUGUAUGCCUACAAGAUAUUAUACAUUUUGAAAGCAAAGGUCACUGAUCAUAUUCAUCAUAACUUAAGGCAUAACUCCAGGAGUUUGAAUACGCAACAUUAAAUGUCUACGAGGACAAGCUUUUGACUUUUGAACUCACAUAUAUAUAGUUGAAAGUUGAAACUGUGAUGAAUAGAGAGCCUUGCGUACAUGCAAAGUUGUCACAAAACCAUAUAAGAAGACAUCCUUAGCAACUUAGUAUACUAUUUGUUUCCAAGUCUAAACCAAGCCACAAGAUGCAGAGGUUACAAAUUAGUUCUCGGCCAUCCGAAGAGUUUCUGAUCAACAUCUCCCCGGAUUCUUCAAGCCCCGAUGAUCUCGUGGUCUAUGAUGUCGCCAAGAAGGAUAUGAUGCUUCACAAUAAUAGUUACAAGUCUGUUAAUGGAGAGAGAGCUAUUCACCUAAUCCCUCUUGUUCUCUUUCUAUGUGCUUUUGUUCUUUGGUUUUUUUCAAGUGUUACUACUAAUCUCUAGUGACGUACGUAAAGGAAUAAUAGACAUUUCAUAAUUUGUGAUCAUUUUGAUAAUGAUAAUAUAUGAUUUUAAUUA